This is a messenger RNA of Striga hermonthica, 888 nucleotides long. Lineage: Eukaryota; Viridiplantae; Streptophyta; Magnoliopsida; Lamiales; Orobanchaceae. The record is from the annotation of a GenBank genome assembly.
AUGGCUAACUCUCUUUUGAUCACUUGCUUGGCUUUCUUUUCCCUAGUAUCCAACUUUUGCUUUGGCCUAAAUCCUAACGAUUGGGGCCCCGGCUCAGGUUGGGGUUCACCUUCGAGUAUGGGAUCGGGACCUGUAGGUCCCGGGUCGCCCCCGGUUUAUGGCUCGGGGUCGCCACCCUCAGGCUCGGGUUGGGGUUCAGGAUCAGGUUCGCCCCCUGGUUUUGGAUAUGGACCGGGAUCCCCCGGUUAUGGUUCGGGAUCAAGUUCGACCCCCGGUUUUGGUUCUGGAUCGGGAUCCCCCGAUUAUGGUUCAGGAUCUGGUGUGCCCCCCGGUUAUGGUUCGGGACCGGGAUCCCCGGGUUAUGGUUUGGGAUCAGGUUCGCCCCCAGGUUAUGGUUCGGGACCGGGAUCCCCCGGUUAUGGUUCGGGUUCACCCCCUAGUGGGUCGGGUUCACCCCCGGGCUCGGGAUCAAGGGCGGAAUGGUCUACUGACCAAGCAACUUUCUAUGGACCUCCCACGGGCGAUGGAAACGAUGUUAACGCGUGCGGAACAAAAGACCUGUCGAACCCUCCAUAUUUGUCCAUGGUCACAGGAGUCAACGAUGCCACCUUUCAGAAUAAGAUGGCUUGUGGUCAUUGUUACCAGAUAAAAUGUUCGUUGGAUAUAUGCUCGGGCCAACCGGUAACGGUGACUGUAACUGAUUGGAGUGAUGUUCAUCACAAAUUUGAUUUAAGUGGCACUGCCUUUGGAAAAAUGGCCAAACCUGGACAAGAAGACCAGCUUCGGGCCAAGGGAAUCAUAGAUAUUCAAUAUCAGCAGGUGGAGUGCAAUUAUAAUUCGGGGGCAAAUGUGGCAUCCGGCGUCAACGUGAGCUCAAUCCCUAACUAG